Messenger RNA from Cladophialophora psammophila CBS 110553, 1959 nucleotides. RefSeq lists its product as uncharacterized. NCBI's taxonomy places the organism in Eukaryota, Fungi, Ascomycota, Eurotiomycetes, Chaetothyriales, Herpotrichiellaceae. The transcript has a single exon. The record is from RefSeq and is a predicted model, not a curated record. Bases 1 to 1959 code for a protein of 652 amino acids.
AUGGUGAAGCCAGUUGCAACUGGAAGCAAGCUACAGCCGGUUCGACGAGUCGAGGAUAUAGACGAGCAAUGGCUGGAAAGGCUGUUCGGACACAAAGUCGUUAUAUCUGCGGUGGAGGGUGUGGGCAAGGGUGAUAUGAGCAAGACCGUCAGGGUCAAAUAUCAAUCGGAAAACAGCACGACGCCUUCAAGCUUGAUCGUCAAAUUCGCCACUGAAAACGCAAAGAGUCGCGCGAGCGCCAACCAACUCGGCGUUUAUGCCAGAGAGGUCACAUUCUAUCAGCAUUACGCGCGGCUGCUGGGCGAUGCCGUCCCUUUCUGUCACGCAGCGCUGCUCAGUGACGACGGAAAUUUUACUCUGGCUCUCGAGGACAUAAAGAGCUCUCGGGUUGGCGACGAGAUGCACGGCUGUUCCCCGGAGCAAACGAAAUUAGGCCUGCGCGCUCUAGCCCGUAUCCAAGGUCCGGCGUUGGGUAACUGGAUAUUCUGCGCUGGCUCCGAAUGGCUGAACAAACCAGUAGCCUUCGACGAUAAGCUCUAUCUCCAGACGAUUGACAAGUUCGUUAAGCAGUAUUCUCACCUUCUCAAUCCAGAGCAUCUGGAUGUUUGUCUGUGGCUGGCCAAGCAUGUCUCACGGUGGUACCACGAUCUUCGGCCACCACUCGGCGUUGUGCAUGGCGACUAUCGUCUAGACAAUAUGAUCUUCUCGGGCAACAGAUGUGCGGCUGUCGACUGGCAGACGAUAUCUUGGGGCUCGGCGAUGCGCGACGCUUCUUAUUAUAUGGCUCUUACGCUGGAAGAGGAAACGCGCCGUCAGCACGAAAGAAAAUUGUUUGAUGAUUACUUUGACCACCUUUGCCUGCACAGUCAUGCAGCCGUGAUUGACCGGGAAACCUGCUGGGACGACUUCGUCCGUCAGUCCCCGUUCGGAAUCGUCAUGAGCGUGACUUGUGGAGUGAUACUGGAAGCAUCACCUCGCGGCAAAGAGCUGGUCACAAUCGCAGCUAGCCGCUAUGCACAGCAUGUGAUUGACUUGAAUGCCAUGGCACUCAUCGAAGCGGACGGGAGGAAAGGCUUCCUACCACAAGCUGCAGACGAAUCUACACACGAGCCCGCUUCUUCCGAGUUCUGGUGUGAGAGGUGGAGUUUCCAGGCUACAAGUGGAAGUGCAGCCAAUGCUGUGUCGAUAAACCUGAGGCGAACUCCAAGCCGCUUGAAGUGGCUCUUGGGCACUGCAAUUUCCCUUGCUGGACAGGAUGUCUGCUCAAUUCAGACUGAGGUCGAAACCUCCAUCACGGGCGACUUGACUCGUUUGGAGACAAAAUCGGGAAACACAAACAUCACGGCUGAGAUCAACAUUGAACAACCUCUGGAGCUCGUUCAACUUAGACUUAAACGGACCGGUGACUCGCCUCUCGAUCUAGAUCUGUCAUGGUCUACCAAAUGGGGCGUUCCGGUCAACGCACGCGUCACACCGGGGUAUGAGAUUCCAUGCCAAGCCACUGGGACAGUUAGGUACGGUAGCCAGCGCAUAUCAUUUCAGGGCCCAGGGCGCCGAACUCACUUCUGGGGUCCAUGGAGUGACACCGCGAUGGAAUGCCUUGGAUUCUGGUGCCACCUCGAAGAUGGAUCAUACCUUGGAGGCCUCGGCCUUUUUGGCAAGUCCUCCACAUCAUCUGCCGCAGCCACUGGUUCUAUUCAGAGGGACGGCACCACCCCCACCCAGGACAUUGUUGGAAUCGAAAGAAAAUCAGGAUCCACAGCCAAUGGUUUCGAGAAGGAUAUUGUGCUCGAAAUUAGUCCGAGCCAAUUAGAGCUUGUGAUUUCCAAGCAGGAGGAGAUAGGGUCGACAGACCCCUCACUUCCGCAAGCUGGAGGACAUUCUAAACGCUAUGUGUGCAGGUUCCGAACAAACAACGGGGUCGAAGGGGUGGGAAUGAUUGAAUAUGCUGGUAGAUGA